Mytilus trossulus (common blue mussel) is the source of this 2223-nucleotide messenger RNA. RefSeq lists its product as uncharacterized. The record is from RefSeq and is a predicted model, not a curated record. The coding region runs from base 148 to 1227 and encodes 359 amino acids. The transcript has 5 exons. NCBI's taxonomy places the organism in Eukaryota, Metazoa, Mollusca, Bivalvia, Mytilida, Mytilidae.
UUCGUACAAUCGCAAGUGAAGCGUAAAAUAGAUGGUGAUGUUCUUGUUUACAUGUUGCUAACGUGAGAAGAAAAGAAAGAACGACCAGAUUUUGCAUUUAAAUUUCCAUUGAUAAGAACCUUGAUAGGGUUAUAAAAGGUUAUCAUAAUGUAUUCUCAUACAAACCAGAAAAUUGACGAAAUAAGGCGGGAUAUUGAUAACAUAGCCCAAAGUGGAAAUUAUUAUUGUACGCAAGAAAUAGGCAGAGAAUUAUCAAAUAUUCGAAAUGGACUUGAUCAUAUGAGACUUGACAACAAUAUAUCAUCAACCACAAAAUUCAAAGGGAGCCCUGGCAUAAAUACAUACACAUCGGGUCCUCCAGAUUUAGACAGAGUAAGCAAUCACCUAUCACAUCUCAAACAUGUUAUGGAUAUUGAGAACCUGCAGGGUAAACAGGAAAAUCAGUUACGUGAAAGACAUCAUUAUGCAGUCCAGAAUCUACGUGGAAUCCAGCAGGAUCUGGAUCCCCACACCUACCAGGCUGCAGAUAGAAUACGUCAGUUUGGAGAUCACAUAGGUGUCACUGACAGCUACACUGGCUACCGUAAUAAUCUCUCCCGAGGAUCACGGGAACCAUUCCAAAUGAGAACAGCAUGGGCAGAUAAGAAUUGCAAUACUGGAUACAUGGGUGCUCUAAAUGCUGCCAGGAAAUUUCAUGAAGAUAGAGAAAGACAGUCAGCAAUGAUGAGACCAAAGACAGCGCCAUCACUACUAGGAAGUAAAAUACAGUAUGGAUUUAAUGCACAACCAAAGUUUGAUUACAGAGGUUACCAGACGAUUGACAGUAUAUACCCACGCAGCAAUACCUUUCAUCAGUCCAGUGGUCCAGCGGUUAGUUGGAAAUUGAACGAGACCAAAGCAGAAAACAGUUUAAAUAAAUUUCCCCGGGAAAGUCCAUACCAGACCAUGACUACCACAGAUCCAAGAGGUAUGCAGUGCAUGUCUGUUCAGGAACAGGCAGGAAUCAAUACAAGAUUCCCAGGACCAACAGAAUAUUCCACCAAGUUUGAGCGACCCCCGAUGGACAUUCCAACAAGUGCAUUUAACAUUAAUCCAACACCAAACUUCCACCUCCACCAACGCCCUCUAGGAACAGAAACAUAUGAUGCUGUUAAUACAGAGUAUCAAGUUAGAUAUGAAUGGCCAGAUAGCAAUAAAAUUGUCAGAAUGCCAUGGUUACGAAAAUAGACAUAAUAUAAACAAAUUUAAAUUUGCAAAUUCAUCAAUCUAAACUAAAUUAUAUUAUUGUUACUUUGUUGUUAUUGCGAGGGUUUUACAUGGAAGAUGGUGCCUAUGAUUUUUGGCGGAAAAGAAUUAUGUAAUGCGAAAAAAACUGUUACUCGGAAAGAAAAAUCUGAUGUAAAUAAGCUUUUAUACAAAUCAGCAUUAGUUUCUAUUUAGUAAAUUCUAUUAACUCUUCACUAAUAUAUUGUAUUCAGGAAAGAUGCAAACACUAAAAACUUAAUGUAGAAAAGCUUCAUAGAUAGAAAAAAACCACAAACAAUGUAUAACUCUGCAGGGCUUCUUUUCUAAAGAUGACUAACUACAUAUCUGACCAUAAGAAGGAAACCAAUCAGUGUAGUUAUUAAGAUGUCUUAUCAAAGGUAGCAUAUUGUUUUUUUAAUGUGGCUGAUAUAUUAGUAUAUAUAUAUAUUUAUUUUGAUAACAAUAUUUCAUUUUUUUUUUUAAAUAGUUUUAUAUUUACACUUAAUUUUUGAAAUAUUAAUGAAAUUUGAAUUACUUAUACAUUUUUAGAUGUGGUUGUAAUAUAAUCUCUUUAAGUUUUUUUUAACUGUUUUUAUCGCUUCCUCUUUCUUUUUCUUUAAUUUUAAAGCAAAAAUUAAAAGGUUAUUAAAUUUACCAAAGAAUUUUUAGCUAGGAUAUAUAUUAUCUAUUAACUGUUAUUGUUUUAAUUAUUAAUGGAUUGUUGUUCCUGAAUUUUGUUACAAAAGUUAUAAUUCCUGCACAGUAUUUGUUAAAAAAUGUGAUGAAAAUAUGAUAUUCAACUGUGUUUAAAGGAAUGAUGCAAUUUAAAAGGAGCUUGCUCUGACUUACUCUAAAUCAAAUAGCAUAGUAUAGGGGAGAUAACUCUAUUUUCUAUGUCCUUUGUUAUGUAUUGUAUCUGUGAUCAUUAUAGUAAUAUUGCCUUAUUCUGUCAUAUUGGCAAUAAAAAUUAUCAUAAUA